AUGGACGCAGACAGACGGCUCGCCAAAGCUCUCGAGGCUGCCAACGACGCUCUCCAACAUCUUUCAAUAACCGCGGACUUCGGAAGUCUAGACUGCACACAUAUCGACCGACUCCUUGGGCGGGUAGUCGACCUACCAACCGAGGGAAACCAAAGGAACAGCAGGCGAAAUUUGCUUGUCAUCCGACAGUGGAUGAUUAGUGAAGGCCCCGGCGUUGUGCUUCUUGAAGUCCUGGGUCAGUUAUAUUGGCGGUUGGGCGAGCUCAAUAGCAACCAGUUCGAAAAGUUCAAAGCAGCACUUCAGCAACGACAGCCAUACGUUACUUUGGUGAAAGACGCGAACGCAGUAGCGCUGGUGAUUCAGCGCAUUCGAUACAUUCAGAGAUCGAAGGCGGACGCUUGUCAAGACUUUCUGUCCGAGUUGUCGGAUCUUAUCGGCGCUAAAGGACCCGCAAGUCUCAUCAAGUAUUUCCCACUUAGCACGGUCCCCGCUGCCGCAGAUAUGGAAAACUUCCUCAUCGACUUCUAUGUCAGGGGCAUCUGCCCGGGUCGCACCGUUGCAUCGCAGACGAAUGUGUACACGUCGUUAUUACAGGUUGCGGAUACUUGCUUAAGCACACGCUACGCUAUCCUCAGUCUCUCAGCAUCAUACCUCUGCGAACAAAUGCCGAAAGACAAGGAUACCUAUCACCAAGCGGAACUGUAUUACUCGACGCAAGCACUUCAAGCUCUAGCAUCACAAAUCAGCGAUGGUCAUCACUAUAACGGUGCCCUGGCUACUAGCAUGCUACUGAUGCACCACGGCCUGAUCAAUCAAGACGACUCCCUGAUGUGCUGGUCAUGUCACGCUAAUGUGCUCGAUGCGAUUCCCCCGGAAGCAAUCACCCACAACUCUGACACUGUCAUGUUCCUGCACGCUCAGCUCAUCUUGGCAAGUACCGCACGAACUUCUCACCAGUUAAGCAACACUCGGCAGCAUGCGUUCGAGACCACGAACUGGUUGGAUAGUAUAUCGCCAAGCGAAUCUUCCAGGACUUCGACUACUCUGGGAGUCUCACCUCAGUUGCUCUUCCUCAUUUCAUCCAUAACAUCACUUCCGACGGGCCCAUACAGACUAAACAAACUCAUGUACGCCCAAGCACAAGAGAAACAGCUUCAAGAUCUAAAGCAGUGGAGUUCAGAGCCAGAUGGACCGGAGAAGGAGAUCUUGCUCGCUACAGCAGAGGCUUUUCGUCUCGCCGCGCUCAUCUACCUGCGCUGCCGCGUCUACGGAUUCACAAGAUUCCACUCUUCCAUCCUCGAGCUCUCCGACGCACUCCACACCUUGAUCCUCUCCUUACCAGUCAAAGGUCCACUAUACACCGCCAUCUACCCCGUCUGGCCCUUCUUUAUCGCUGCAGUCACUGCAAACUCAGACAAGCGCGACCGCCUAUACCAGCGCGUCGUACCAAUACGGGAAGGCGACAAGAACACACUCCCACCCGUGCUCAGGCGUAUCAGUGGUAUGCGCACCUGGCUUGCAAACCAGGACACGUCAUGCCAGCGCGACGACGGCUGGUGGGACGAAAUGCUUAGUCCCAAGUCUAGCACCAUCGCAUUGAGCCCGCAUCUGCUGUGCUUGGGUUGA
Messenger RNA from Alternaria triticimaculans, 1626 nucleotides. RefSeq lists its product as uncharacterized. The record is from RefSeq and is a predicted model, not a curated record. Bases 1 to 1626 code for a protein of 541 amino acids. Gene Ontology annotation, cellular component: nucleus. Lineage: Eukaryota; Fungi; Ascomycota; Dothideomycetes; Pleosporales; Pleosporaceae. The transcript is spliced from 3 exons. Gene Ontology annotation, molecular function: transcription cis-regulatory region binding; DNA-binding transcription factor activity. Gene Ontology annotation, biological process: positive regulation of transcription by RNA polymerase II.